This is a messenger RNA of Pecten maximus, 438 nucleotides long. RefSeq names its product putative deoxyribonuclease TATDN2. The record is from RefSeq and is a predicted model, not a curated record. The transcript has a single exon. Bases 1 to 438 code for a protein of 145 amino acids. Gene Ontology annotation, molecular function: hydrolase activity, acting on ester bonds. NCBI's taxonomy places the organism in Eukaryota, Metazoa, Mollusca, Bivalvia, Pectinida, Pectinidae.
AUGGCUCGGCCUGAUCAACCCCUAGUGCUACUCUUAAGAGGAGUCAAGGGAGAUAGCCAUGGCACGGAUGUGUACACAUCCGCUCUGGGUAUGGUGGAGGAUGUAUGCUCCAGUGAGCAGAGGAUUCAUGUUCACUGUUUCAUGGGAAAGAGCGAUAUUGUCAGGGCGUGGCUGCGGAAGUUUCCGAACACGUAUUUCGGUGUAACUGCUGCUGUCCGCGUUUUCGACAACCCGCAACUGGAAGGACUCAAGGCCAUCCCGUGGAACAGGUUGCUGCUAGAGACCGAUUCUCCCUACUUUCCCCCUGGGAAGGCACGGGUUAGUACACCAGCGUACAUUGGGGAGACAGCGGCUGUAGUAGCAGCACAUCUGGACGCUCGGACACCCGAAAUCCUGGAGUGUGCGACCGCCAAUGCCCGAGAGCUGUACAAGUUAUAG